UCUAUAUUUAACAUCAAACAUAUAGUGGACAAUGCAUACAAGGCGGCUUUGAAUCAAGUUGACUUUAAGACCAAGGCAGAGGAAAUCCGAUGUGAAGUGAAUUCAUGGGCCAAGGAGGAGACUAAAGGCCUCAUCAAAGAGGUUCUUCCCCCUAUGUCAGUUGACAGCACAACAAGGCUUAUCCUUGCUAAUGCAUUAUACUUUAAAGGAGAUUGGACUGAGAAGUUCGACGCAUCACUUACAAAAACAGAUGAUUUCCACCUUAUCGAUGGGAGGAGGUCAGUAAAGGCACCCUUCAUGACCAGCUGGAAUAAACAAUUCAUAAGUGCCUUUGACGGUUUCAAAGUCUUAAAGCUUCCUUACGAACAAGAUGGAGAUCACAUUCGGCGUUUCUCCAUGUAUGUGUAUCUUCCAAAUGCAAUAGAUGGCCUGCCAGCUUUAGUUGAGAGAGUUUGUUCAGAGUCUGGAUUUGUGGAUCGCUAUCUUCCCCACUUUGCAGUUAAAGUUGGUAGAUUUUUAAUCCCGAAGUUUAAGUUCUCUGCUGGCUUUGAGGUUAAAGAAGUUCUGCGAACUUUAGGACUAGACUUGCCAUUUCGUCCUGGAAGUUUGUCACAGAUGGUGGACUCAUCUUUGGGGCUUUUUAUUUCUCGCAUACUCCAUAAAUCCUUCAUUGAAGUUAAUGAAGAUGGCACAGAAGCUGCGGCUGUUACUGUUGCUUUUGCUUUUUAUGACUGUUGCUCAAUCAUAGAUCCUCCUCCUCCGAUAGACUUUGUGGCAGAUCACCCAUUCCUUUUCCUGAUCAGAGAAGAAAUGUCUGGAGCAGUGCUGUUCAUCGGUCAUGUCCUCAAUCCCAUUGCAGAUCAAUGAUUUGUUAUACAUUUCCUAGUUCUAGGCUAUAUAUCUGAUCCUACAUAUAAAAAUGAUCUGUUUUGCUUUUAUCGCCAACAUAAUAGUUUGAGCAUGUAUCAGAUUUUUCUUCUUCUUUGACAAA
Messenger RNA from Rosa rugosa (rugosa rose), 991 nucleotides. RefSeq names its product serpin-ZXA-like. Gene Ontology annotation, molecular function: serine-type endopeptidase inhibitor activity. NCBI's taxonomy places the organism in Eukaryota, Viridiplantae, Streptophyta, Magnoliopsida, Rosales, Rosaceae. The annotation marks the transcript as partial. The transcript has a single exon. The record is from RefSeq and is a predicted model, not a curated record.